CCCCAGAUCAUGUUAUUGUUCCAAUGAAGUGAAGUUGAGUCGUCAAGCUGCAGACUGAGAGACCCAAGAGGCACGAAGGAAGAAUAAGAUGGCAGAACUCAACGGUGUUCUGGUCCGAACAGCCGUGUUCCUCAUGGUGGAGGUCCUCGUUCAGGGAGACACCAAGGUGGGCUGUGUGUUUGGGGGGAGCUGUGUGCUGCCUUGCCGCUUCCAGCCAAACGGUGAUACCAUCCUCCACUGGGUCAAGAUGAAUGGGAAGGAGGUUAAGGUCCACCGCUACUCCCGGGACCAGGACAAGGACCAGGACCCUCUCUACGAGGAAAGGACCUCCCUGUUCCAUGACCAGAUCUCAGGGGGCAACGCAUCCCUGAGUCUGGCCAGGGUGAACCUCCAGGACCAGGGCAGGUACCUGUGUUACACCAGCACUUCACAGAACGACUGGAUGACCAGCGUCACCCUGACAGUGAGAGCUCCUGUUGCUAGAGUGGACAUUAUGCUAGUGAACAACAAUGUCACCUGUCAGUCUGGAGGAAUCUACCCAAGACCACAUCUCACCUGGUCCGUCAGUCCUCGCCCGUCUACUGUCCUCCAGAACACAACCGAGGUCCAUGAAGAUGACCGGGGACUCUAUGACAUCAGCGGCUCCUUAAGGACUGUUUACAAUGACACAGAAUCGACCUACAGCUGCUCAGUCCAAAAUGAACACAGUGCAAAGAAAGCCAUGAUGAGGCCACUCCCUCCAAUGCAAAGUGCUCCCAAGAGUGAGGUGUUACUCCCUUGUGACGCCUCUGGGCUCGAUGACAUCACCUGGACCUUCAACCACAACCAGACCAUCCUCAGAAGACAAGCAGGACAAGAGAAGGUGGUGGAAACAGAGUGGCAGCAGCAUGUAAGAGACCUGUCUGAAUCAGGCAGCCUCCUGCUGUAUGUGACCUCAUCAGCCCAGAGUGAAGGGGCGUACAGGUGUACUCUCAGGUAUGCAGACGAAGAAGACGUAACCCACAUUGAACUGAAGAUACUGGAGGACCCUGUUGCAGAGGGUUCUCAUCUCACACUUCCGAUGUUACAAAUACUUAUUGUUUUCCUUACAAUCUCCCCUCUCAUCCUCUGGUUAUGUAUUCAUAGAAUCGAGCAACCAUCUCCUGUUACUAGAGUGGACAUUGGGCUAGUGAACAACACCGUCACCUGUAAGUCUGGAGGAAUCUACCCAAGAACAAAGCUCACCUGGUCCGUCAGUCCUCGCCCAGCUACUGUCCUCCAGAACACAACCGAGGUCCAUGAAGAUGACCAGGGACUCUAUGACAUCAGUGGCUCCUUAAGGACUGUUAACAAUGACACAGAAUCGACCUACAGCUGCUUAGUCCAAAAUGAACACAGUGCAAGGAAAGCCACGAUGAGGUUGCACCCUCCAAUGGAAAAUCUUUCCAAGAGUGAGGUGUUACUUCCUUGUAAUGCCUCGGGGUUCGAUUACAUCACCUGGACCUUCAACCACAACCAGACCAUCCUCAGAAGACAAGCAGGACAAGAGAAGGUGUUGGAAACAGAGUGGCAGCAGCAUGUAAGAGACCUGUCUGAAUCAGGCAGCCUCCUACUGUAUGUGACCUCAUCAGCCCAGAGUGAAGGGGCGUACAGGUGUACUCUCAGGUACGCAGACGAAGAAGACAUAACCCACAUUGAACUGAAGAUACUGGAGGACCCUAUUGAAGGCCAAAGAAGGACGAGGAAGGAGCUCAAACAACCAAAGUACUGA
This is a messenger RNA of Gadus morhua (Atlantic cod), 1750 nucleotides long. RefSeq lists its product as uncharacterized. Bases 89 to 1750 code for a protein of 553 amino acids. Gene Ontology annotation, biological process: cellular response to lipopolysaccharide; negative regulation of T cell proliferation; cell surface receptor signaling pathway. Lineage: Eukaryota; Metazoa; Chordata; Actinopteri; Gadiformes; Gadidae. Gene Ontology annotation, cellular component: external side of plasma membrane. The record is from RefSeq and is a predicted model, not a curated record. The transcript has 8 exons.